AUGUUUGGCUCUUCUGUGGCUGCCUUCUUGGCUACCUUCUGGCUGCUCGCCUCGAUGCUUCUCGACAUCGGCACCACCUCAAACCUUUUCCGCGCGACGCUUACCCUCUUUAUGCUUGCAACCUCCUAUUUCCUGUCGUCGUACUCGCACCUGUCGUCGUACGCUUGCAAAACACGGGACGAUCGGUGUCUGUCCAUGCAGACCGAACUCGAUGCUACAAAAAAGGACGCGGCGGAAGAACGCGUGUCCAUGCAGGCCGAGCUUGACGCGGCAAAGAAGAAUGCGGCGGAAGAACGCGUGUCCAUGCAGGCCGAGCUCGACGCGGCAAAGAAGAAUGCGGGGGGUCAAAAAGGGUUUAACGAAAUAAAAUAA
Molecule: messenger RNA, 372 nt
Organism: Emiliania huxleyi CCMP1516
Lineage: Eukaryota; Haptophyta; Isochrysidales; Noelaerhabdaceae
Exons: 1
Coding region: 1-372 (123 amino acids)
Source: RefSeq, a predicted model, not a curated record